AUGGCUGUCCCAGAUGCCCGGACACGUAGGAAGAUCAGCCUUCAGCCAGCCAAAGUCAUAUCUGCGUCACUCAACAGCAGGUCGUUUCCCAGACUGUUCGUUUCCAAUGUUCUGUUUGUCUUGACACUCUUUUCCGCCAAAGAAUGGCUCCUAUCGUAUGACGUCGGUGUGUUUUGGAUGGUCAUGAGGGUGCUCGCUAUCGGGGGAUUAGGAACACUAGGAUGGGAGGCUGUCAAUUCCGAACUUGCGGAAAACAAAGGCGUUGAGUGGACCGCUCUCGGCCUAUCUUCGUUCCUUGUCUUCAUGCAACAAGCCUCGUUGUACACAGCCCUAUACCGCCUGUCAUCACCUCGCGUCAUUUUAUUCACACACUUCUCCACCUCUUGGGUAGGUGCCGUGGUCUCUUCCGGUUCGAUUCGGCAACCCAUAGCGAUAGUCUGCGCAUUCGUUUUGUCUUUUCUAUGUGAUGCGGCGUUCUCGAAUCGUAGUCCUCAUAUGCUACUUCCGGGAUAUGGCUGCCUCGUGCUUCAUGGCUUGGCAACCUAUGUUCUAGAAUAUGUGCGGGGUGUCUUAUCACCAUCUCUCAGUCCGUCCAAGACGACGGCUGUGAGUACCAUGGGUGCUGUUCUUCUAGCCCUUCCAUUUUAUGCAUUCAGGAAAGCCGUUCUCAAUUUGCCACCAUCGCCGGUUGUGCCGCUGUUGUCGUUGGCUAUCCUCCCUCUUUUAACGUAUAGCAUGGUGUUCCUGACGCCGGAAACGAACGUGAACCAGUAUAACCCUUCCCAAGCUUCACAGUCAUUCCUCUUCACAUACCCUCUGGCAUUUUUUAUGGCCGGUCUGUCCUUUACUACGCAUUAUACCCCGGUCAAGAUCCAACACUCACAUCAGCACCGCGCACACCCUGUAUCGAAGCUCAUUCGUUUCUACCUGAACUCCGUCCUAUCAGAUAACGAGUCAAGAAAGAUAUUUUAUUUUUUGGUGUUGAACAUGUGCUAUAUGCUCAUACAAAUGUUGUAUGGUGUCUGGACUAAUAGCCUGGGUUUGAUUUCUGACGCUAUCCAUAUGGCAUUCGACUGUUUGGCUAUCGGCGUUGGUCUACUUGCCUCCAUCAUGGCAAAAUGGCCGCCAAAUGAACGGUUUACAUACGGGUACGGCAGAAUAGAAACCCUAUCGGGUUUCGCAAAUGGAAUAUUUCUCAUUUUGAUAUCUGUCUUCAUCGUGUUUGAAGCGGUCGAACGCAUCUUGGAUCCUCCUGAGAUGACGACUAGUCAGUUGUUGCUCGUCAGUUCCCUCGGGCUCGGGGUCAAUCUGUUCGGUAUGUUUGCGAUGGGAGGCCAUCAUCACCAUCAUGGACAUGGUCAUUCACAUGACCACGGCAGUCACUCACAUGCACACAAUCACAGUUCAAAUCUUCGCGAUACUAAACAGGGCAACGCUCACUCUCUUCACCCUCGUGAGCGUAACCAUCCGCACCUCCACACGGUGGAAAAUCACCAUCACACUCACGACCACGGAAGCGCUUCGCAUGUCCACCAUGACCACACGGCUAAUGGCACUUCCCAACGCAACGUCGUGCUGAACAAUGCGAUGAAUGGCAGGAAGCCCCAUUCCCGUGGGCCGUCACUAAUAAUCAGUCAAGAGGGCUUGCAGAGCUUUUCAGCCUCGUCACAAGUCCCGUUUCCAGUGACUUCACCGACAUCAAUAGAUUCUCCAAUCUCUCCCAACUACCCGAAGACCCUCCAACACGAUUACCAUCACACUCACCACUGCCACGAUCAUGAUGACGACGGACACGACCCUCAUCACCACGUCCACUCACAUGGUCGUAGUCACGAUCAUGAGGGACACAGCCAUAAUAUGCGAGGCGUUUUUCUGCAUGUCAUGGCAGAUACUCUGGGAUCUGUCGGAGUAAUCAUUUCCACGCUCCUUAUCCAGUACUAUGGCUGGACAGGUUUCGACCCCAUCGCUUCGAUAUUCAUUGCGGUAUUGAUCGCCGCUAGUGUCGUCCCACUCGUGAUCGACACUGGUAGAGUGCUUAGUCUGGAUUUGGGUGAUAACGAGAGCAAGGUACAGCAAGCGUUAUCAGAGGUGGGAAACCUUGAUUUCGAUCUAUUAGCCCUCAUGCUGACGGUGGCGAGUUCCCAGCUUUUGCACAUAGAGGGUGUCGCGUCUUAUUCCUCGCCGCGCUUUUGGCCAAAAGAUUCGACAAGCAUUAUCGGCUCCAUUCACAUAAAACUGUCUGAGCCUGCAUCCCGCGACCACACAGAGGGGUCAGGUAUAGACCAAUUGCUGGAGCGUGUAAUUACCUCGUUGCGGAGUCGGAUACCUGGGCUUGAGGAAGUCACCGUUCAAUUUGACCAGUUCAGCCAUCCAUCCAUUAGAUAA
Pisolithus orientalis is the source of this 2385-nucleotide messenger RNA. Its product is annotated as cation efflux protein. Gene Ontology annotation, molecular function: zinc ion transmembrane transporter activity. The transcript has 12 exons. Lineage: Eukaryota; Fungi; Basidiomycota; Agaricomycetes; Boletales; Pisolithaceae. Gene Ontology annotation, cellular component: Golgi apparatus; membrane. The record is from RefSeq and is a predicted model, not a curated record. Bases 1 to 2385 code for a protein of 794 amino acids. Gene Ontology annotation, biological process: zinc ion transport; intracellular zinc ion homeostasis; transmembrane transport.